CUCACAGAGUGUCAGUACUGGGGCUCAGAGUUCCAGCUGCCUACUCUGGAUUUCGAAGAUGUUUUAAAAGACGAUGAGCACGCAUACAGGUGGCUCUCCAGCCUAAAGAAGGUUGGCAUCGUGCGACUCACAGGAGCAGCUGACAAACGAGGAGAAGUUUUAAAACUCGGGAAAAGGAUUGGUUUCCUUUAUCUCACAUUUUAUGGACAUACUUGGCAAGUUCAAGACAAAAUCGAUGCAAACAAUGUGGCUUACACAACUGGGAAGCUAAGCUUUCAUACUGAUUAUCCAGCCCUCCAUCAUCCACCUGGGGUUCAGCUUCUGCACUGCAUAAAGCAAACCGUCACUGGGGGUGAAUCAGAAAUUGUAGAUGGAUUCAACGUAUGCCAAAAGCUCAAGGAAAAAAAUCCUCGAGCAUUCCAGAUUCUGUCCUCCACCUUCGUGGACUUUACAGACAUUGGAGUGGAUUACUGUGAUUUCUCUGUACAAUCCAAACACAAAAUUAUAGAAUUAGACGAUAAAGAUCAAGUGGUUCGUAUCAACUUCAAUAAUGCAACUAGAGACACGAUAUUUGAUGUACCUGUCGAGAGAGUUCAGCCUUUCUAUGCUGCUCUGAAGGAGUUUGUUGACCUCAUGAACUGUAAAGAUUUCAAGUUUACUUUCAAGAUGAAUCCAGGUGAUGUGAUUACCUUUGAUAAUUGGCGCUUACUUCAUGGCCGACGAAGCUAUGAAGCCGGAACUGAGAUAUCCCGCCAUCUAGAAGGGGCUUAUGCUGACUGGGAUGUGGUCAUGUCAAGACUACGUAUCUUAAGGCAGAGUGUCCAGAAUAGAAACUGACUCUCCUGUUGCUAACUUCGGUAAGAUUCCAAUGAGUGUAUUUUAUAAGAUAUGACAAGGUUAUUUGUCUUCACAGACCAUGAGCCAUGUCAGUUAUAUAUUAAUCUCUUUAACAUUGAACAUGUCAUCUUUCUCACAAGAGUUCUCUUUUCUUUGUAAUCAUAUACAACGCUGAUUUUUUAGAUGUUGUAGCCAUGUUCCCUCUUUUCCAAAUAAAGCAUCUCUUCUGUUCAGAUGCAUGUAUGAUCUAAUUUCUUUUGCCUAUCUGUGAGAGUCUCCAGAAUGCCUUCAAAUCUUUUUGUACUAAACCAAAUUCUCUCUUCAAAUAAGGCUUGUUUUGAAUAAAGCUUUGUUUCAAAUAAAGUUUGUAUUUCAAAUAAAACUUGUCUCAAAUAAGA
Messenger RNA from Odocoileus virginianus texanus, 1235 nucleotides. The record is from RefSeq and is a predicted model, not a curated record. NCBI's taxonomy places the organism in Eukaryota, Metazoa, Chordata, Mammalia, Artiodactyla, Cervidae.